GAAAUAUCCUCCAAAUAUCUGUCUUUCCCUCCCUUGCACUUUUUCCCUCUUCUAUUCUCUCUCUCUUUUUAAACUUCUAUCAUUCCCUUCUGUUUUUGUCCAUUUCUAUUGAGAAACGAUGUUUCAUACGAUUCAUAACUAUCAUCCCUUUCCUUGUUUGCAUUGCCACCCUCAUAGCUACAUCCGCAUGGUUCAACAUCUUAUAGAAAGGUGUUUGCUUCUUCAUAUGAACCGAGAUCAAUGCAUAAAGGCGCUUGCAGAGCAUGCUAGUGUUCAACCCCUUGUUACGCUUACAGUGUGGAGAGAACUACUAAAAGAGAACAAGGUCUUCUUUCAAGCUUAUUUCCAUGGCAUUUCUCCAAGGCCUUUCAUGAGUAGACAAAUCCACAAGAAAGAAAGGUUUGCAAGAAGGAAACUAUGGAGGUGAAUGAGAAUCAUAAAAUCCCACCCAGUCUGAGAACUUAUAUAAUAGGAAUGAGAAUGUAGCGUGCAUGUAUUGUUAGCUAGGCUUUUAAGACAGUAUAUCAUGAGGUUAUAAUUCAUACUAAAGCUUGCAGGUAGUGUUCUUAUAUCUAGAAACUGAAUCUAUAUUGGAGACCCCAAUCAAAUGGGGACUAAAAUGAGUAUAGUUUUUAUAUUAUUUUCUAUUAUCUCCAUUGUCAAAGGCAUGAUCAUUUGAGCA
Camellia sinensis is the source of this 682-nucleotide messenger RNA. RefSeq lists its product as uncharacterized. Lineage: Eukaryota; Viridiplantae; Streptophyta; Magnoliopsida; Ericales; Theaceae. The record is from RefSeq and is a predicted model, not a curated record.